Mizuhopecten yessoensis (Yesso scallop) is the source of this 1799-nucleotide messenger RNA. Its product is annotated as dnaJ homolog subfamily C member 27-like. Gene Ontology annotation, molecular function: GTP binding; GTPase activity. The record is from RefSeq and is a predicted model, not a curated record. Bases 102 to 692 code for a protein of 196 amino acids. NCBI's taxonomy places the organism in Eukaryota, Metazoa, Mollusca, Bivalvia, Pectinida, Pectinidae. The transcript has 6 exons.
GGAAACCACAAGAUGGCGACGUCCACAUAAACCACACGCACCUGUUCAGUGCAUAUGGAUCAGAACUUCAAUAUCCGGUGACAUUUUUACAGAUUAUUAGAAUGGACAGAAAACCAGGUUUCCUCACUAAGAAUCCCCAAGAUGCUGUAAACGAGCUCAAGUGGAUAAAGGUGGUCGGUAUUGGAAAUGCUAAUGUUGGGAAGACAUGCCUGAUAAAACAUUUUUGUGAAAGUAAGUUUUGUGGUGGGUACCAGCCGACAGUCGGGGUCGAUUACGGGUUCAAGAUCCAGCAUGUCGAUGGCGUUGAUUUGCGUGUACACUUGUGGGACCUCUCUGGGAGUCCGGAGUACAUUGAUGUUAGAAACGAACUCUACCUCCAGACUGACGCCAUCUUUAUGGUGUAUGAUGUCACUAAUCAAGCCUCGUUUGAAGCCUUGGAUGUUUGGAUGAAAGAGGUUAAUAAGUACAGUACAACUAACCCGGAAAUACGAUUGGUCGGAAACAAGAUUGAUAUUAAGAACAAACGCCAGGUUGAGAAGGAAGAAGGAAGAAAAUGGGCGACACAGAAUAAAAUGGUAGGUUACUACGAGACGUCAGCUUCUACUGGUGAAGGGAUUGACUCUUUAUUCCAUGAUAUGCUGUGCUCAAUAAUUGAGAGGAAGAAGCUAUAUAAAAAGUCAGCAUCGCUAUGACAACAUCAUGCCCUAGCUAUGCAUGUACCGAGACUUUUCCGUGUGGCUUUGGAAUUUAACUGGUGAAAAGCGAUGUCUUGUGUCUUUUUAUCUAGCUAAUUAUUAACAUUGACGACCAAUUCCCAGCACAAGAACAAAUUUGAUCCUAAACGGUCAUUUUGUUAAGUGUACGUCCCAGGAUGUAGGUAUUAUGGUAACGUGACUUCUGAUGGUGAUCUGAGUGUUUCUCCGAACAUGGAUACCUGGAUAAUAUAUACGCAACCGUUUGUGAAAUUAAACUUAACAUUUCUAUGGAGUGAACAAAUUCUGUAAUAUGAUAUUGUUUAUCAUCACCAAGCCCCAACACAAGUGUGAACCAGGCCAAAAUCAGCGGAGAAUCAGCAAAGAAAUGGUUCCUGGCAUGCUACAGAAUUAUUGUACAUGUCACAACAUCUUCAUGAAUAGAACAUUACAUGUGCCUUGCCAAAAGUUUAUCAUUAUAUUUCCUUUGUUGCAUAUUUAUUUUGUUUGUUUGAUGUGUGAAUAUUUCCUAACAUUUUAUUUGAUUGUAUUGUACUCCACACAGGGACAUGUAUUUCUCUUGGAUGGUGGAGUGUCACAUAUUACAAUCUGAUAUUGUACUCCACACAGGGACAUGUAGUCCUCUUGGAUGGUGGAGUGUCACAUAUUACAAUCUGAUAUUGUACUCCACACAGGGACAUGUAUACCUCCUGGAUGGUGUAGUGUCACAUAUAACAAUCUGGUAUUGUACUCCACACAGGGACAUGUAGUCCUCUUGGAUGGUGUAGUGUCACAUAUCAAAAUCUGGUAUUGUACUCAACUAUAUAUAGAGUUGUUGCCCUUUGUUUACAAAGCAUCCCAUUGUCCGCGGCAUAUCUCUCUACUCACCUUACAAUUGCCAUAAUUAAUUCGAGAAUGCAGAAUGUCACAUGUUAUACAAAGUUAUUGUCUUUUGUUUUAUAUCUAAAUGGGGAACCUGCUGCAGAUUUAUUUAUAUGAAUAACUAGAUAACUUGUGCAGGUGAAAAUUGUACCAAUACCAAGACAGUCCUGAGAAUGUCGUUACUGUAUUACACUAUAUAAUGCUAAAGGGGUAACUUAAGUGGUG